Messenger RNA from Emiliania huxleyi CCMP1516, 1176 nucleotides. RefSeq lists its product as hypothetical. Bases 1 to 1176 code for a protein of 391 amino acids. The transcript has 4 exons. Gene Ontology annotation, molecular function: protein binding. The record is from RefSeq and is a predicted model, not a curated record. Lineage: Eukaryota; Haptophyta; Isochrysidales; Noelaerhabdaceae.
AUGAAGCCCUCCCCCGGGCCAUCCGCCGCGCCGGACACGCCUAGUAGUGUGCGCUGCCUCUUGGAUCUGCCUCCCGAGUGCCUCGCGCUCGUGCUCGCCUCUCUGGCGGUGCGGGACGUGCUCGCCGCUGCCGCCACGUGCCCCGCGCUCAAGGUGGCGGCCGACGACCCCAUCCUCUGGCGAAACCUCCUGUGGCAAGUCUGGAUCGCAACCGCCGCGCGCGGGGCCGAGAAGGCGGACUUUGCCGCGCGCCUGCUUCGCUACCAGCAGGCGUCGUCCAUGCGGGCGGGCGUCGGACCAGACAGCACCGGGGCCGCCGUCGAGGCGGAGCUGCCUGAGCGCCCGAGCGAGGCGCGCCCGCUGCCGCUCUCGCAGUGGCUGCGGAGCUACGACGCGCCGGACGCGGCGCUGGCUGGAGUGUGGCGGCAGCGCCUGAUGUGGAGCGGCAGCACCGACCAGUGCCACGGCGACACGGUGGGCUGCGCGUGCGUGCACGGCUCCCCGACGCCGCAGCCGUUUGGGUCGGGGCGAGUGGUGUACUACGAGGUGCGGGUGCUCAGUCAGGGAGAGCACGGGUUCAUCGCAGUCGGGUGGAGCCCCGAGGGCUUCCCGUCCAAGAACAAGCAGCCCGGGUGGGUGAGGCACACAUACGGCUACCACGGCGAUGACGGGCACGUCUACUCGAGCUUCGGGUACGGCCGCCGCUUCGGCGCCCCCUUCGGCACCGGCCGCACCGUCGGCACUGGGCUGGUGCUGCCUCCGCCGGGCGCUCCCCCGGACCGCUGCCACGGCAGCCUUCUCUUCAAGGCGUGGAGGCGCGCCAUCUUCUUCACGGUCGACGGCGAGCUCUGCGGCGCCCCCUUCCCCUCCGUGCCGGCGCCCACGCUCCUCCGGCCGGCGGUGGGCGUGCACUCUGUCGGCGAGCAGGUCGAGCUCCACUUUGGCGACGGCGCGGCGAGCGUCAUCGCGGCGUCGCCGCCGCGCCGGCCGUCGCCCUUCGCCUUCGACCUCGCCGACGUGCAGGCGUCGCUCGAGCAGAUGCUGCCGUGGCCCGAGCAGCUGCAGCAGCUGUGCAAGCAGCUCCUCACGCGCUUCGCGCAGCGGCACGCCCUCGAGGACUACGACGGCGCCGCGCCCUCCGACGAGGAGAGCGACGACGAGGAGGACGGCCAGUGA